GGUGUCAGAUGUAACAGCCUCUUUUUUGCUUUUCAGUGAGGUGCUGGCUGAGGAAUCCAUAUUAUGCCUCCAGAAAGCCCUGAAUCACCUUCGGGAAAUAUGGGAAUUAAUUGGGAUUCCAGAGGACCAGCGGUUACAAAGAACGGAGGUGGUAAAGAAGCAUAUCAAAGAUCUCCUGGAUAUGAUGAUUGCUGAAGAGGAAAGCCUGAAGGAGAGGCUCAUCAAAAGCAUUGCGAUCUGUCAAAAAGAGCUGAAUACCCUCUGCAGCGAGUUACAUGUUGAGCCAAUUCAGGAAGAAGGCGAGACAACCAUCUUGCAACUAGAAAAGGAUUUGCGCACUCAGGUGGAAUUGAUGCGAAAACAGAAAAAGGAGAGAAAACAGGAACUGAAACUACUUCAGGAACAAGAUCAAGAACUGUGUGAAAUUCUUUGCAUGCCCCCGUAUAACAUUGACAGCACCUCAGUUCCCAGCUUAGAGCAGCUGAACCAGUUCAGACAACACGUGGCAACUCUGAGGGAAACAAAGGCAUCUAGACGUGAGGAGUUUGUCAACAUAAAGAGACAGAUCAUACUGUGUAUGGAAGAAUUGGAUCACACCCCAGACACAAGCUUUGAAAGAGACGUGGUGUGUGAAGAUGAAGAUGCCUUUUGUUUAUCUUUGGAGAAUAUCGCAACACUACAAAAGUUACUACGGCAGCUGGAAAUGCGAAAAUCACAAAAUGAAGCUGUGUGUGAGGGGCUACGGGCUCAGAUCCGAGAGCUGUGGGACAGGUUGCAAAUACCUGCGGAAGAGAGAGAAGAGGUGGCCACGACAAUGACUGGGUCAAAGGCCAAGGUCAAGAAAGCGUUGCAAUUAGAAGUGGAUCGGUUGGAAGAAUUGAAGAUACAAAACAUGAAGAAAGUGAUUGAGGCAAUUCGAGCGGAGCUGGCUCAGUACUGGGACCAGUGUUUCUACAGCCAGGAGCAGAGACAAGCUUUUGCCCCCUAUUAUGUUGAGGACUACACAGAAAAUCUGCUCCAGCUCCAUGAUGCUGAGAUUGUACGGUUAAGAAACUACUACCAAGUCCACAAGGAACUCUUUGAAGGUGUUCAGAAGUGGGAAGAAAGCUGGAAGCUUUUCCUAGAGUUUGAGAGAAAAGCUUCAGAUCCAAGCCGAUUUACAAACCGUGGAGGAAAUCUUCUAAAAGAAGAAAAGCAACGUGCCAAGCUCCAGAAAAUACUCCCUAAGCUGGAAGAGGAGUUGAAGGCACGGAUUGAAACAUGGGAACAGGAGCAUUCAAAGGCAUUUGUGGUGAAUGGGCAGAAAUUCAUGGAGUAUGUGACGGAACAAUGGGAGAUGCAUCGGUUGGAGAAAGAGAAAGCCAAGCAGGAAAGACAACUAAAGAACAAGAAGCAGACAGAGACAGAGAUGCUCUAUGGCAGCGCUCCCCGAACGCCCAGCAAGCGGCGAGGACUGGCGCCCAGCACACCGGGCAAAUUUCGCAAGCUGAACACUACCGCCAUAUCCAACGCUACAGCUAAUAGUAGCAUUCGGCCUGUCUUAGGGGGAACAGUUUACCGCUCUCCUGUGUCUCGACUUCCACCUUCUGGCAGCAAGCCAGUCGUCACUGCCACCUGUUCGGGGAAAAAAACACCCCGUGCUGGCAGGUGUGGAGCCAACAAGGAGAACCUGGAGCUCAAUGGCAGCUUCCUGAGCGGUGGGUACCCCGACUCGACCCCUCUCCAGCGCAACUUCAGCAUUAAUUCUGUUGCCAGCACCUAUUCUGAGUUUGCGAAGGAUCCGUCCCUCUCUGACAGCUCCACUGUUGGGCUUCAGCGAGAACUUUCAAAGGCUUCCAAAUCUGAUGCGUCUUCUCGAAUCCUCAAUUCAACCAACAUCCAGUCCUGAGAAGCCCUGAUCAGUCAGCUAGCUGUGGCUUCCUGUGCCUAGACUGGACCCAGUUAUACAGGGGUGGCUUUGAUUAUUCUUCGGUUUAGGUUUGCUUGAAACCCUGGAUGGAGUCCAUUACCAUGGGCCUAACUUAAAGAUAUGAACAAGUGUUACAGAAGCAAGUCCCAUCAUAGACUCAGCAGGUCCUUAGAGACUUUUGGGUUUUUUGUUUUGACUCAAGAAAUACAUUAAAACUUAGUUUAUAGCAGUAAGUGCAAAUUAUAGCAUGAAACCUAGUUUUUUUCUAUACCCCAUAAUUUCACUUGUUGAAGCACGAUCAAGAGUUUAUUUCACCAUUAUCUAGGAAAAUGAUUGCUAUGCCCAUCCUUGGGGUAUGGGAUGUGAAGUAAUUCUGUCUUGUAUACUUGUAAUUAGCAAUUAACAUCUUUUUGUGUCGGGAUAUUCAGUUAAUGCUGUAGCUAUGUUAGCUUUGCUCUCACCUGAAGGCCCGUCCCCACCACACAGGACAGCCUUCUCCUGAUGGGGAUGUCUUUAUGUGUCAGAAGUUGAGGUGGCCUGACCUACUGCCAAAGAAGUGACAGGGAGGCUGGGAACACCUUUGUUAAAUUGUGUACAGUUGUGUUAAUAAGUGCAAUGCCCUAUGUGUAUAUGAACACACGUGCUUGUCUGAACCGUAUUUCUUCAGAGUUUUCUCCUGGGUCCAGUCCCCUCAUCCCUGUGCCCACUAUGCCUGAGUUCUUCUACCCCUGCAGUUGUCAGCCAAACUGGGAGGCUGUUUGGAUGGGAUGGGCCAUUUCUGUCAUGGAGAUGUGGAACUUUGCACAUGUCAGUACUGGGGAGUUUUUCCUGCUGUAGCGUCCACAAUGAGGUUCCUUCUUUUACCCUGUCGAUCACUACUGCCCUCCCCAAAGCACUAUUAUUUAUUCUUACUCUGCCUGCACCAGUACUACUGUGAGCACGUUAAAUGGUUGUCAGAAACUUAGCGGUGUGAACUUGGCUUUGUUAGCCGUGCUGGCUAGUCAUCCGUAUACAUGUCCUGUUUUUAAAAUAUAAAUAUAUGCUUAAAAAUAAAUUAAAAUGUGUAUACUUACAUUCUAAAAAGUUGUAUUGUGGUGUUUAUUGUUAUUUUUUCCCAAAUCACUUUUCAGUUGGUUUGGGCUACUGAAAACAAACAAGAUUAAAAAA
Trichechus manatus latirostris (Florida manatee) is the source of this 3076-nucleotide messenger RNA. It is a transcript of the gene PRC1, whose product is annotated as protein regulator of cytokinesis 1. The coding region runs from base 182 to 1888 and encodes 568 amino acids. Lineage: Eukaryota; Metazoa; Chordata; Mammalia; Sirenia; Trichechidae. Gene Ontology annotation, cellular component: spindle; mitotic spindle midzone; cytoplasm. Gene Ontology annotation, molecular function: microtubule binding. Gene Ontology annotation, biological process: mitotic spindle midzone assembly; microtubule cytoskeleton organization. The transcript has 14 exons. The record is from RefSeq and is a predicted model, not a curated record.